Salvia splendens (bonfire salvia) is the source of this 469-nucleotide messenger RNA. Its product is annotated as cleavage and polyadenylation specificity factor subunit 1. NCBI's taxonomy places the organism in Eukaryota, Viridiplantae, Streptophyta, Magnoliopsida, Lamiales, Lamiaceae. The transcript has 4 exons. The coding region runs from base 42 to 362 and encodes 106 amino acids. Gene Ontology annotation, molecular function: protein binding. The record is from RefSeq and is a predicted model, not a curated record.
CAUUGGGGAGGUGUGCUGCGGUGCUUGCAUAUGGAUUACAAAUGAUAGUCCUCAAAGCAGCUGAGGCUAGCACUGGUUUAACUGCACCUGCAGAGGACAGUACUUUCAGGGCAGCUGCUGCAUCUCGAAUUGAAUCAUCGUAUAUUGUUGGCUUACAAGAUCUUGAUAUGAAGCAUGUUAAAGAUUUCAUCUUCAUCCAUGGUUAUAUUGAGCCUGUUGUGGUAAUUCUUCAUGAACAUGAGCUUACAUGGGCGGGUCGGGUUGCUUGGAAACAUCACACUUGUAUGGUUUCCGCACUCAGCGUCAAUACAACAUUAAAGCAGCAUCCGCUCAUAUGGUCAGCCAUGAGGUUUACUUUAUGACCUACAUCCAUCGUUGAGAAAGCCUUCAUUAUGAUGCCUCAGUUAUCUUCUAUUUGUACCUGUUAGAAAGUGAGGCUCUCAAAUCAAUGAGGAUGCAUGGCAAAUCA